This is a messenger RNA of Homarus americanus (American lobster), 1043 nucleotides long. Its product is annotated as beta-1,4-glucuronyltransferase 1-like. Lineage: Eukaryota; Metazoa; Arthropoda; Malacostraca; Decapoda; Nephropidae. The annotation marks the transcript as partial. The record is from RefSeq and is a predicted model, not a curated record. The transcript has 6 exons.
CUACCCAGGUUGGUACCUCCGCUCGAAGACUCUACAGUGAUUACAUGAAUGAGUCACAAGAGGAGCAGGAGGUUGUGUGUGUAUGGGAGGAAGAAAUAAUCCAUGAAGAGGAACCCGAUGAUUCACCUAGGAAAAAGAUGUACCCAGACUUACAGGAGUGUCAAACAAGGCCACUGCAUCCCUUCAGCUACCAGCGGGGUCAGUACUGGGUCCUCGAGAACUACAUCCCUGCUGAUCGAUCCUACCCUUGCAACCAGUCUAUCACCUACACUACCCACGGCGACUAUACCUUCCUCGAUAACCUGGAGCCCCUCACCUCUCGCUGGCAGGGUCCCGUAAGUGUAGCAGUGUACGCUCCUGGACAGGACUUCCAAUCGACCAUCGACAGCAUCAUCUUCCUUCGUAAAUGUGGUAGUGAGAAUGUGAAGAACUACGUCACCUUCCACAUAUAUUUCCCCAUUUCUCACAUUCCAUCACAAGUACCAACGGCGGAAGAGGUGCGAGCGAGGAAGGGUGACUGUGAGCAGGGGCUCAAUCUAACCAAGGCGACCACGUACCGUCAUCAGAAUGGACUAUUAUACCCCGUCAAUGUGGGCAGGAACGUGGCCAGACUUGCUGCGCAGACCUACUUUGUCCUGCCCUCCGACAUCGAGCUUUACCCUUCCGUCAAUUUCAUACCCGAAUUCUUCAAGAUGCUCAAACGCAAAGAUGCCUCCCGCACAACUAAGCCUCGGAUAUAUGUUCUCUCAAUAUUUGAAGUGAAGGCUGAAGAGUCACCACCAGAGACCAAGAGAGAACUAUUGAAGAUGCUUAAGUCGAAAAAAGCAAUUCCAUUCCACAAGUAUUUGUGUAAAAUAUGCCAUACUGUUCCACAGGCAAAGAAAUGGAGAAGAACACGAGACGAGCCUAACCUGUCUGUGUUUUACAUUGCUCAGCGUCAUGCCCCAUAUGGUAAGUGGGAGCCCAUCUACGUAGGCACCAAUGCAGAGCCUCUGUAUGAUGAGAGGUUGUCCUGGGAAGGGGAGAGUGACAAGAUGACACAG